Messenger RNA from Akanthomyces muscarius, 1179 nucleotides. RefSeq lists its product as uncharacterized. Lineage: Eukaryota; Fungi; Ascomycota; Sordariomycetes; Hypocreales; Cordycipitaceae. The record is from RefSeq and is a predicted model, not a curated record. The transcript is spliced from 4 exons. The coding region runs from base 1 to 1179 and encodes 392 amino acids.
AUGCCUUCCCCAAACGACCGCCGGCGCGGCGUCUGGAGCCACUGGGUUCCGCUCGUCGUCACCGUCACCAUCGCCAGCGCAGGACUGGUUGCUUGGGCUCUCACCCAGCGCAAGGAGGAAGAGCAGCCUGGCUACGACCAGGAGCACGAGCAUCUCGACUACGAGAAUGCUGACUACGGGGACAACCCGCCGUACGGCGCAACCAACCGCGGCCCUCGUCCUGGCCCUCGUUCCGGUCCCGGCCCGGAUUCCCAGUCGCGGCCAGGCUACGAUGCACCCCCUCGACACGGAGACGAUACAUAUGGAACGCAAGCCGAGGCCAGCGGCUCCAACUGGGGCGCUAGAAUGUCCGGUGCAUUGCGCCGAACCCCCAGUCCUCAGCAGUUCUUAGAUUCGACCGGCAAAACCAUCACCGCUGGUGUUGCCGCGGCAGGUGCCGUCAUUGGCAAGACUCUUGCUUCUAUCCGUGAGGAGGAUAAGUACCCCGACGAUAGCAGAGUCUGGUCUGAGGAAGCCGAUGCCAAGAAGGACCGUGGCCCUGUCUCCGGAGAUAAGCGUCGCCGUACUGUUGCUGUUGUGGUGUCUGCCGAUAGCCCUCUAGCCCACUUCGCGGAUGAUGAUUCCCAUGAGCAUGCCUCCAUCCUGUCUCAUAUCCCUCGCCACAACGACUUUUCUCGCAUCAAGCUAUUUGUUCUCAUCUACGCUCCCGAUCUUAAGGAUAAUGCGCUGGAGAACGCUACAACCCAAACGCCUGGCGAAGAGACCAAGAGCCCUAUUGCCUCUACCGAAAAUGCCGCCUUUAACGCUGUUUACUCGCAGGCUCUUGCCCUUGUCGACAAGGAGACCAUGAUCCUUCCUUUUACGACUCCCAACGGCCAUGUUCACAUUCUCCGACACCUGCAGCCCGAUGUCAUCUACCUGCAAGAGUCGCUUAGUGGCGACAACGGCAGCAUCAUCACCAACAUGCAGACUUGGCUCCGUCACGACAUCAUGCUUGUUGUUGGUGCCGAGAGCGGCUCUGGCGGUCUCGCUGACAGUGAGUCGGAGGCCGAGCGCACAACAAAGAAGCAGCAAUGGUGGCAACGACCUGACCGUGUUGGCCGCGGCAGGGGUAUCAUUGUCGUGGAUAGCAUGCGCGUGAAUGACGACUGGGCUCGUCGGGUCAAUGGUGUUGAAUAA